Molecule: messenger RNA, 1071 nt
Organism: Morchella sextelata
Lineage: Eukaryota; Fungi; Ascomycota; Pezizomycetes; Pezizales; Morchellaceae
Exons: 4
Coding region: 1-1071 (356 amino acids)
Molecular function (GO): hydrolase activity
Source: RefSeq, a predicted model, not a curated record
AUGACGAUACUCUACGGCCUCCCCGACGACAUCAGUACUACUAGUAAGCCAAGCGCGGAAUGGAUUGAGUUCAUCAAGACGGCGGCGCCAGAACAAGCGGGCGGCGGCGGUAUUGUUGAGGCGCGGAACGAGAGGAAUAGACAGAUGGAGCUCUAUCUUGCCUCGAAUCCAGAGUAUAUGGCCGAAACAACCGUCCAAGUAACCGACACCACCUACCCCGGGGCCUCCGGCUACCCCCUCCCCGCCCGCAUCUACACCCCCACCCCAACUACCACCACCACCACCACCACCACCACCACCACCACCGCCCCCACCCCGCUGCCCGCCAUGCUCUGGUUCCACGGCGGCGGUUUCGCCAUCGGCAGCCAACUCGCCGACGACGAAGUCCUCCGCCACAUCAGCCACCACUCCCAGAUCACCAUCAUCUCCGCCAGCUACCGCCUCGCGCCCGAGCACCCCUUCCCAGACGGCCCCAACGACGCCUGGGCCGCCGCGCGCUGGGCCUCCUCCACCAUCCCGCACAGCGCCUUCUACGUCGGCGGCGUGUCCUCCGGCGGCAACCUCGCCUGCGUGGUCUCCCGGCGCGCGCGUGAUAGCCCCGAGGCGGGGGUGAAGGUGGUGGGGCAGCUGCUGGCGUAUCCGUGGUUGUGCUCGACGCGGGACCAUGGCGGGUUCGUGGCGACGCUGUCGGCGUUUGAGGCGUAUAGCGAUAAUGUGAAUGAUCCGCUGCUGGCGAAGGGGAAGCUGGGCGUGCUGGAGCAGGUGUAUGGGAGCCCGGAUCCGAGGGAUGUGGACUUCUCGCCGCUGUUUGAUCCGAAGGAGUUGAAGGGGCUGCCGAGGGCGGUUGUGUUUGUGGCGGGCGCGGACCUGCUGAGGGAUGACGGGGUGGCGUAUUGGAAGGGGCUGAGGAGGGAGGAUCCGAAGAGCCCCGAGUUGAGAAUAUGGCCCGGGCUGCCUCAUGCCUUUCAUAGACACAAGGAGCUGAAGACCUCUGGCGAGUACAAGGGUCACUUGAACGAGGGCAUGAAAGAGCUACUGGACCUCAACAGCCAGACUACAACUACCGCCUAG